GUGGAAGUUAGUUGUGGGGACGGUGGCCAUCAUCAGUGGAAGUUAGUUGUGGGGACGGUGGCCAUCAUCAGUGGACGUUUCAUGUACCUUGCGUUGCAUUUUUGUUUAUGUGGGGUAGUAAGGAAGCCUUAGCUGCCAUUAAGGGUUAAUGUUGUUGCUUCUCUCACACCUUUUGGGUUUCUGACAUAACUGAGGGUUUCUCAUUAUGACUUUAAUUACAGCAUGUGUUGCAGAUGUGUGUUAUAUAUUAUGGAGACUUGCUCACAGAGAACUUCUACUUUACAUGAUACUUAUGGCAAAUAUUUCCUCCCUUCUUCCUUCCUUCCACUCAAGUUGAAGGAUGAAAAAGUGAAAUAUGAUUAUCAAAAUGGUUUUAUUUGCUGUGGAACCUUGUGUCUGGAUGUUUGAUGUGUUGCUUCUCCAGAUGAACCAGGUAGUACCAAGGACAUGUGUGGAGGAGGGGAGUUUACGUGUAACUCUCAAACUACUGGAGCAUUAUAGGAUAUUUUCAUGGUCACUCAGCACUUGAAGUUUCACCACACUUCUCUCAUUUUCUUUGUUAGCUUUUGUAUUUUUUUUUAAUUUCAGUCAUUGUCUGUUAUAAAUGAAGUAUUGAUCUAGAAAUCCUGAGAAGGACUGUUAAGUCCUUCUUCUCCUUGGGUCUUCCAUCAAGGUUAUCAUAUAGUGAGAGAGGUCCUGUGUUGUAACUAAGGUUGUUAGACAAUAAGAGAGGUCCUGUGUUGUAACUAAGGUUGUUAGACAGUGAGAGAGAUCCUGUGUUGUAACUAAGGUUGUUAGACAGUGAGAGAGGUCCUGUGUUGUAACUAAGGUUGUUAGACAGUGAGAGAGGUCCUGUGUUGUAACUAAGGUUGUUAGACAGUGAGAGAGGUCCUGUGUUGUAACUAAGGUUGUUAGACAGUGAGAGAGGUCCUGUGUUGUAACUAAGGUUGUUAGACAGUGAGAGAGGAUCCUGUGUUGUAACUAAGGUUGUUAGACAGUGAGAGAGGUCCUGUGUUGUAACUAAGGUUGUUAGACAGUGAGAGAGGUCCUGUGUUGUAACUAAGGUUGUUAGACAGUGAGAGAGGUCCUGUGUUGUAAGUAAGGUUGUUAGACAGUGAGAGAGGUCCUGUGUUGUAACUAAGGUUGUUAGACAGUGAGAGAGGUCCUGUGUUGUAACUAAGGUUGUUAGACAGUGAGAGAGGUCCUGUGUUGUAACUAUGGUUCUUAGACAGUGAGAGAGGUCCUGUGUUGUAACUAAGGUUGUUAGACAGUGAGAGAGGUCCUGUGUUGUAACUAAGGUUGUUAGACAGUGAGAGAGGUCCUGUGCUGUAACUAAGGUUGUUAGACAGUGAGAGAGGUCCUGUGUUGUAAGUAAGGUUGUUAGACAGUGAGAGAGGUCCUGUGUUGUAACUAAGGUUGUUAGACAGUGAGAGAGGUCCUGUGUUGUAACUAUGGUUGUUUGACAGUGAGAGAGGUCCUGUGUUGUAACUAUGGUUGUUAGACAGUGAGAGAGGUCCUGUGUUGUAACUAUGGUUGUUAGACAGUGAGAGAGUUGUCCUGUGUUGUAACUAAGGUUGUUAGACAGUGAGAGAGGUCCUGUGUUGUAACUAUGGUUGUUAGACAGUGAGAGAGGUCCUGUGUUGUAACUAAGGUUGUUAGACAGUGAGAGAGGUCCUGUGUUGUAACUAUGGUUGUUAGACAGUGAGAGAGGUCCUGUGUUGUAACAAGGUUGUUAGACAGUGAGAGAGGUCCUGUGUUGUAACUAAGGUUGUUAGACAGUGAGAGAGGUCCUGUGUUGUAACUAUGGUUGUUAGACAGUGAGAGAGGUCCUGUGUUGUAACUAAGGUUGUUAGACAGUGAGAGAGGUCCUGUGUUGUAACUAUGGUUGUUUGACAGUGAGAGAGGUCCUGUGUUGUAACUAUGGUUGUUAGACAGUGAGAGAGGUCCUGUGUUGUAAUUGGUGUUGUAACUAUGGCUACACAUAAAAUACAAGUUGUGUGUGUUGAAUGUUGAUCAUCACACAUCAUCUCCCAGCCAUCUAACCAAGUACAUCUUCCUGCCACCAUUGAAAAGGUGAGGGUUGUCGUGUGGGGAAAUACCUUUUCUCCAUCUUGGCUCCAACUGCCAUGGUUACAUAGCAUUCCUGGGUUUGUGAGACAUUCUAUAUAGUAUUGAUUAUUAAAUGGGUAAGUUUAUCAUCUGCUUCUCGUGUAAAUUUAUUUUUCUUUCUGGCUUUGUUCAUUUGGGUCAUCCUUUUGAAAUUUUCUUCUUGUCAUUCUGUGUUUACUGUAUAUUCUAAUCCUUUCCCUGUGCUUUGUCUAUAGGAAUGUUGUCAUUCAAAGUGUGGCCUUCCCAUCUCUGAUUUAAUAUUGAAAAGUAGUUCUGAUGUUCCUAUAAUGUCAACACCAGGUAAGGAUUGUCUCCCUGUUCUUAGUGAGAAGCAUGAAGCAUCUGUAUGUUGAGUGUUUCAUGUCCUGCCAUUUAUUUCAGGUACUUUUGCCAUCGUGGGAAUUUUCAGUUCAAUGUGUGUGUUACUUAUCCAUGCAUUUUAUUAUAUGUUAGUUGUCAUCUGAUUUUAUUGUGUUAAUGGAUGCUGCUUUUAAUACCUAUUAAUGUGGUGCAGUCACUUCAGUAUAACGAUGACAACAACAACAACAACAACAACAACAACAACAACAAAAUGGGUGGUGACGGUGGUGUUACACCGAGUGGAAGUGGUGGUGGUGGUGGAAAUAACAUUGUCACAGCAUUCUGCCAGAUGGGCGUGGCACCAGUGACUGCUAUUGACCACUUGUGUACUCCAAUACUUGGUCAGAAUCCUUUGUUCACUGACCCAGCAUCUCACCACCCUAGAGAUUCAUCAUCUCAUCAGCCGAACCCCUUACCUCACCAGUCUAGUCUUCAUCCUGUGCAUUGCCUGAACCCUUCAUCUUCUCAUCACAGUCACCACCAAGUUCCUCACCAGCCAGACUUCCCUUACGAAUCUCCGUCUCCACUUCAGGCAUUACACUUUCCCCAAGUAUCUACAUAUACUCAGUCACAACAGUUAUCACCACCCGUUUUACACAUUUCAUUUCAUAGCCAGAACCAUUAUAACAUUGCAGUUCAGCACCACCAACAACAGCUUCAGUAUCAUCAUCAAUACCAUGAACAAUCAGAGCAUCUACAAUACCAGCAAAAUCCACCAUGUCAUCCUCCUUAUUUUAACCGGGAACAAAUUCAUCAUCAUCACCAAUUUGAACAACAACAACAUACAUUAAAUUCCCUGCAAUUAGGACAUGUCCACUUAGCACCACUGACACAUACCUCUAUGUGUGAUGCAUCCUCAACUUUUUCAUCAUCACACGUACAUUGUGCCCACCCUUUAAGGAGCAUCACAUCAUCACCCCAGCCUUCACUGGGAGCAUCUUCCAUCCCAAUACCUCCACCGCAACCCCAGAAUAACCACUAUCGUACCCCUCCCCCAGUGCACCACCCUUCCCAUCCCCCGACCCAUUUAACUGUCCAUCCUCACAACUAUCUUCCAAAUCACAAUUCUCCUCACUCCUCUGGCCACCCUCACAAUUACCCCCUUUCCUUCCAUCGCACUCUCUCUCCAUCACAUUGUCACAACCUUCCGCCUCAUAGUUGCAGUCCAUCUCAUCAUUCUAAACCCCCAUCUCCCCCUGAUCCUCAUGGCCCCAGUCCUUCUCAUCACCCAAGCCCUCCACCUCAGCACCAUAGAGUUCAUUCAUCUCAUCAUUCAAGUCCCUUGUAUCACCAAGGUAGUGUACAGGUGUCACAUCGCUCCAGCCCUUCAUCCUCUCAUCACAACCACCACUCCAGACAAUCUCACCACCACCGCCACACUGAAAGGCACCACCAAGGACAAAGUCACCGCAGCAGUCACACAAACAAUCGAGUGUCAUUCUCGAGGGCAGCCAUGAAGCCUCCCCCUUUGGUGUUGGCAAGACAGGUCUGUGAAAGUAACCAGUGGUGUGGUGUAAGGUAGCAACAGGGAAGGCUAGUCAAUCUUACUUAUAAGUUUCAUAUAACAUCAGUAUUCUGUAAUGGGUAUUGGUCUAAAGUUUAUUAGCGUAAGGUGAUUAAUCUGCAUGCAUAUAAAUAGUAAUUAUCAGUAGAUUGUGGGAAAGACAAGUAGAAUUUGUAGUGUUGUUGAAGGUAUAAGAUUGUGCACGUUCUCUCAUCAUUGUCAUGAAAAUUUUUCUUAAUUAUUAUAUGCAUUUUUUUUUAUAAUAUGAAUUGUGGUAUCUACGGUUUUCUCUAUUUACUUUAUAGUAGUUAUCUUUAUUAUUGAUUAUAUGAGUCCAUGUAAAGUGUUUUAUUUUAUGGAUUGUUUAGUAGCAUAUGUCUGGAGUUAAAUUUAGAAAUAAUAUGAAUACAGUGGUCCCUCGGUUAACGAGCACAAUUCGUUCCAGAAGGUUGCUCGUUAACCGAAAAACUCGUUAACC
Homarus americanus (American lobster) is the source of this 4451-nucleotide messenger RNA. RefSeq names its product histidine-rich glycoprotein-like. Lineage: Eukaryota; Metazoa; Arthropoda; Malacostraca; Decapoda; Nephropidae. Bases 2591 to 3991 code for a protein of 466 amino acids. The transcript is spliced from 2 exons. The record is from RefSeq and is a predicted model, not a curated record.